AUAUAAAUAAAAUCUUUAUUUAUUAACUUAUGGGAAUUUCAAGGGAUAGUAGACAUAAAAGAAGACUCACAGGAGGUCGUAUGCCAAUUCAUAAAAAGAAGAGAGCUUUUGAGAAAGGAAGAUAAGCAGCAAUGACAAAAUUAGUGUCAGGAGAAAAGAGAGUUAGAAGAAUUAGAGUGAGAGGAGGAAACUUUAAAUUUAGAGCACUUCGUUUAUCUGAAGGAAAUAUAUCAUGGGGAAGUUAAGGAGUGGCUAAAAAAUCAAAAAUAGUUGAAGUUGUUUAUCAUCCAUCAAAUAAUGAAUUAGUGAGAACAAAAACAUUAACAAGAGGAGUAAUUGUUUAAGUUGAUGCAACACCAUUUAAAUAAUGGUAUGCUAAAAAAUAUAAUGUGGAAUUAGGAUAAAAAAAGAAGAAGGUAUUAAUUGAAAUUUUAUAUAGGAUGCACCAGUUGAAUAAACAAAAAAAUCUAAAAGUCUCAUUAAGAAACUUGAAUAAAGAACUAAAGAAAAUGUUAUUGAUUAAUUAGUCUAAGAAUAAUUUGCCAAUUAAAGAUUAUUGGUUAGAAUAACUUCAAGACCAGGUUAAUCAGGAAGAGCUGAUGGUUAUAUUCUAGAAGGAAAAGAAUUGGAAUUCUACAUAAAGAAAAUUGAAUAGAAGAAAAAAUGAUAUCAUAUUAGUACAUUAAUGUUGCACAUAAUUAUUAAUAUUCAUAUUAAAU
Messenger RNA from Paramecium primaurelia, 719 nucleotides. Lineage: Eukaryota; Ciliophora; Oligohymenophorea; Peniculida; Parameciidae. The record is from the annotation of a GenBank genome assembly.